This is a messenger RNA of Aspergillus wentii DTO 134E9, 678 nucleotides long. RefSeq names its product NuoI/complex I 23 kDa subunit family protein. The transcript is spliced from 3 exons. Gene Ontology annotation, molecular function: NADH dehydrogenase activity; 4 iron, 4 sulfur cluster binding. Lineage: Eukaryota; Fungi; Ascomycota; Eurotiomycetes; Eurotiales; Aspergillaceae. The coding region runs from base 1 to 678 and encodes 225 amino acids. Gene Ontology annotation, biological process: mitochondrial electron transport, NADH to ubiquinone; mitochondrial respiratory chain complex I assembly. The record is from RefSeq and is a predicted model, not a curated record. Gene Ontology annotation, cellular component: membrane.
AUGGCUUCUACGACGUCGGUUGCCAGGCUCGUGGCCUAUCGCCGGCCUACCGUGUUCACCUCUUCCCUCGCUUCGCCCUUGGGUUCGACCGCAAACUUCUCGUCCUCGGUGUCCCGGGCUGCUACGCCUGCUGGUCCCCCUACUACCGGCUUCCGAUUGCCUACCCCGAAGCGAUGGGACCAGAGCGCAGAGUCUUCUCUCGACAAGGCCAGCAAAUACUUCCUCAUGUCUGAAAUUUUCCGCGGCAUGUACGUGGUGUUGGAGCAGUACUUCAGACCACCAUACACCAUCUUCUACCCCUUCGAAAAGGGCCCUAUCUCUCCCCGCUUCCGUGGUGAGCACGCUCUGCGCCGCUACCCUACUGGUGAGGAGCGCUGUAUCGCUUGCAAGCUUUGCGAAGCUAUCUGCCCUGCCCAGGCUAUCACCAUCGAGGCCGAGGAGCGUGUCGACGGAAGCCGUCGGACAACCAAGUAUGAUAUCGACAUGACCAAGUGUAUCUACUGUGGCUACUGCCAGGAGAGUUGCCCAGUUGAUGCUAUUGUUGAGACUUCCAACGCAGAGUACGCCACCGAGACCCGAGAAGAGUUGCUGUACAACAAGGAGAAGCUCCUGGCCAAUGGUGACAAGUGGGAGCCCGAAAUCGCUGCCGCUGCUAGGGCAGACGCUCCCUACCGAUAA